CACACCACUUUUCUGACCGGCCAUUGUCAUACAGUAUGGCAACAUUGCUUGCAAAAAUAUUAGCUAAACAGCUGUUUGUUGUGUGUCAGGAGUUUAACUCGUUGCAAGUUGCGGUUUGUGUUUCUUUUACCUGUGAAAGUUAAAUAAAAGAAAGUGCAUUUCUUUAAUAAUAAACAAUUUGCGCAGUUUGAAUUGCAAAUUGCUUACGAUUCCCCACAUUUUUUUCGAACUCCUCUCCAUUCUUCUUCAUUUGAGAAAAUUUGAAUGCAAAUAUCCAGUUUAAGGAUUAUUCAGAACUUAUCCACGCUUCUUAGACGGCAUUAUUCAUCUAGCCUAAAAGCCUCCAACAUGACAGCUGAUGUCCUUAAUCUUUCAUCAAGUUCUGAUACAAAAAUCUCCCCUCUUAAGUAUCCCGUUGCACGAAAAGAUGAGAACGUUGUUGACAAUUUCCAUGGCACUGAGGUGAAAGAUGUCUAUCGCUGGUUAGAGGAUCCGGAUGCGGAAGAGACCCAAAAGUAUGUGGAAGAGCAAAACAAAAUAAGUCAACCUUUUCUAGAGGGAUGUGAAGCCUGGAAGAAAAUCAAUAAAAAAUUGACAAAGCUGUGGAACUAUGAGAAGUACGGUUGCCCCAUGAAACAUGGCCAGUAUUAUUAUUUCUAUAAGAACACUGGGUUGCAGAACCAAAGUGUUAUGUAUCAACAAGACACGCUGGAUGGAGAGCCACGUUUGUUUUUCGAUCCCAAUGCCUUGUCUAGCGAUGGCACCAUAGCACUGGCCCAGAAGUCCUUCUCCGAAGAUGGCAAAUUCAUGGCCUAUGGCUUGAGUGCCAGUGGCUCGGAUUGGAUUAAGAUUUACAUACGCAAUGUGGAGACUGGCAAGGAUCUUGAUGAAGUUCUGGAGAAGGUAAAGUUCUCUGAUAUUUCCUGGACUAAGGACAACAAAGGCUUCUUUUAUGGCCGCUAUCCACACCAGGAAGGUAAAACGGAUGGUUCUGAGACCAAACAAAAUGAAAAUCAAAAGCUUUACUACCACUACGUGGGCCAACCACAGGAAAAGGACGUCUUAAUCGCCGAAUUUCCCGAGGAACCCACCUGGCGCAUCCAAUCGGUGGUCUCCGAUUGUGGCAAGUACCUUAUUUUGCCCAUUGUCAAAGAUUGUCGCGACAACAUAGUGUACUAUGCCGAUUUGGUGGAGGGUGCCGAGAUCAACUCCAAACUUAAAAUCAAGAAAAUCGUUGAAAAGUUUGAGUCCGAUUACGACUACAUAACAAACAUCGGCUCCAAAAUGUAUUUCCGUACUAAUAAGGAUGCUUCCAAUUAUCGUGUGAUCAUGAUAGACUUUGAGAAUCCUGCUCAAGAGAAUUGGCAAACUCUGAUUCCUGAACACGCCUCUGACGUCCUGGAUUGGGUACAUUGCGUGCAUGAAGAUAAACUGGUGUUGGGUUACAUACAAGACGUGAAGAGUGUGCUACAAGUGCAUUCCCUACAGACCGGUGAACUGAUUCAUAAGUUUGAUUUGGACAUUGGUACCAUUGUGGCCUUAUCCGGUAAGAAGGAGCACUCGGAGUUGUUCUACAACUUCUCGUCGUUCCUAACUCCCGGAACAAUUUACCACUAUGACUUCAAAUGGAACAACUUCACACCAAAGCUGCUGCGGGAAAUCAAACUCAACUUGGAGGGCUUUUCUCCCUCCAACUACAAAGUGGAGCAGGUCUUCUACGAGAGUAAAGACUCUACCAAAAUCCCCAUGUUCAUCGUGUAUAAGAACAGCGAAUCGGAGAAAAGAACGCCACGCCCUUGUUUCCUGUAUGGCUAUGGAGGUUUCAACAUUAGCAUGCAACCCUCCUUCGGCAUUACGGGCCUAAUGUUCAUCGACACUUUUGAUGGGGUCAUUGCCUAUCCAAAUUUGCGUGGUGGUGGUGAAUAUGGUGAAAAAUGGCACAAUGCCGGCCGUUUGCUGAAUAAACAAAAUGUGUUCAAUGACUUCCAAGCGGCAGCCGAAUAUUUGGUUGCCCACAACUAUACCACUAAAGACCGUUUGGUUAUCCAGGGAGGCUCGAACGGUGGCCUGUUGGUGGGUGCCUGUAUAAAUCAACGUCCCGAUUUGUUUGGAGCUGCUGUUGCCCAAGUGGGCGUUAUGGAUAUGUUGCGUUUUCAUAAAUUCACCAUUGGCCAUGCCUGGUGCUCGGACUAUGGCAAUCCCGAUGAGAAGGAACAUUUCGACAAUCUCUUCAAGUAUUCACCCCUCCACAAUGUGCAUACACCCAAAUCGCCUCAAGAGGAAUAUCCCUCCACCUUGGUGCUCACUGCCGACCACGAUGACCGUGUGAGUCCUCUGCAUUCGUUGAAAUUCAUUGCUGCCCUCCAAGAGGCAGUACGUCAAUCGGAACACCAAAAGAACCCCAUACUGUUGCGUGUCUACAGCAAGGCUGGCCACGGUGCUGGCAAACCAACAUCCAAACGUAUUGAGGAGGCCACCGAUGUUUUGACCUUUAUGCUAAGAAGUCUUAACAUUGACAAGGUCAAUUUGUAAGCUUGCCAAAUGCUGCCGUUUGAAGAGAACUACUACACCAUUAUUUCAAUUGCUAUCUCAAUUUGUAUAUUUUUCUUCGUCCUUGUCUUCUAAUACCAUUUAACAUUUUGUAUUAUUUAAUUAAACCACACACCAGCUUUUUUUUAUAAAAGUUUAAACAAAUAUACAAACAUAUUUCAAUAAAUAUUAAUUCGAAACUCAA
Molecule: messenger RNA, 2734 nt
Organism: Stomoxys calcitrans (stable fly)
Lineage: Eukaryota; Metazoa; Arthropoda; Insecta; Diptera; Muscidae
Product: prolyl endopeptidase
Exons: 2
Coding region: 265-2532 (755 amino acids)
Biological process (GO): proteolysis
Cellular component (GO): cytosol
Molecular function (GO): oligopeptidase activity; serine-type endopeptidase activity
Source: RefSeq, a predicted model, not a curated record